AUGGGCAGGGACGGAAGGCGGAGAAUAGGCGGAUGGCGGAUGUCGAACGGGCGGACGGCGGAUGGCGAACGACGGCAAAAACUGGGUGCCCGACGGUGGCGCACGGCAAGGCCGGAUGGUGGCGAAUGGGUGGAGGGCCGAAUUCGAUUUUUUGUUUGGAGGCGUGGAGGUAUGGCGAUCGACAUUAUUCAAGGAAAAGAGAUCAGCCUUGUCGAGGCUAUAGACGUUGGUAUCAUUGAAGGGUACAAACAUGGGAAAGAAAAAAAGAUAGAGAUCAUCGAGGAGAUUGGCAAGGAGAUGAAGAUCGUCGAUAUUGUUGAACUUGUGGAGAUGGAGCGAGCCACGUGCCACCAUUGGGUGAUGAAGACUUUAAAGAAGAGCUAA
Molecule: messenger RNA, 384 nt
Organism: Striga asiatica
Lineage: Eukaryota; Viridiplantae; Streptophyta; Magnoliopsida; Lamiales; Orobanchaceae
Source: the annotation of a GenBank genome assembly